Messenger RNA from Talaromyces marneffei, 1440 nucleotides. RefSeq lists its product as uncharacterized. The transcript is spliced from 5 exons. NCBI's taxonomy places the organism in Eukaryota, Fungi, Ascomycota, Eurotiomycetes, Eurotiales, Trichocomaceae. The coding region runs from base 1 to 1440 and encodes 479 amino acids. Gene Ontology annotation, biological process: SRP-dependent cotranslational protein targeting to membrane, translocation; post-translational protein targeting to membrane, translocation. Gene Ontology annotation, molecular function: transmembrane protein transporter activity; signal sequence receptor activity; ribosome binding. Gene Ontology annotation, cellular component: Sec61 translocon complex; membrane. The record is from RefSeq and is a predicted model, not a curated record.
AUGAGCGGACUACGCUUCCUCGAUUUGAUCAAACCCUUCACGCCCCUCCUCCCGGAGGUGGCCGCCCCCGAGACCAACAAGGUGCCUUUCAACCAGAAGCUCAUGUGGACUGGGUUGACCUUGUUGAUCUUCUUGGUUAUGAGCCAAAUGCCCUUGUAUGGUAUCGUGUCUUCUGACACGUCCGAUCCCCUUUACUGGCUCCGUAUGAUGUUGGCUAGUAACCGUGGUACACUGAUGGAAUUGGGUAUCACACCCAUUAUUUCCUCUGGAAUGGUUUUCCAGCUCCUUGCCGGAACCCACCUCAUCGACGUCAACCUCGACCUCAAGACCGACCGUGAAUUGUACCAGACCGCCCAGAAACUCUUUGCCAUCAUCUUGUCCUUCGGCCAAGCCUGCGUUUACGUCCUUACUGGUCUUUAUGGCCAGCCCAGUGACCUCGGUGCCGGUAUCUGCGUUCUUUUGAUUGUGCAAUUGGUUGUUGCUGGUCUCGUUGUUAUUCUUCUGGAUGAAUUGCUCCAGAAGGGUUACGGCCUUGGAAGUGGUAUCUCCCUCUUCAUUGCCACUAACAUCUGCGAGUCCAUUGUCUGGAAGGCUUUCUCUCCCACCACCAUCAACACCGGUCGUGGUCCCGAAUUCGAGGGUGCUAUCAUUGCUCUCUUCCACUUGCUCUUGACCUGGCCUGAUAAGCAGCGUGCCUUGCAGGAGGCUUUCUACCGCCAGAACCUCCCCAACAUCAUGAACCUUUUGGCCACCCUCUUGGUUUUCGCCGCUGUCAUCUAUCUCCAGGGAUUCCGUGUUGAGAUCCCCGUCAAGUCUUCCCGCCAGCGUGGUAUGCGCGGAUCCUACCCCAUCCGUUUGUUCUACACCUCCAACAUGCCAAUCAUGCUCCAGUCAGCUCUCUGCUCCAACGUCUUCUUGAUCAGCCAGAUGCUCUACUCUCGUUUCUCUGACAACCUUUUGGUCCGUCUUUUGGGUGUCUGGGAACCUCGCGAGGGAUCUGCUCAGCUCUACGCUGCCUCCGGUAUCGCUUACUACAUGUCUCCUCCUCUCAACUUCAAGGAGGCCCUCUUGGACCCCGUCCACACCGCUGUGUACAUCGCCUUCAUGCUCGUUGCUUGCGCUCUCUUCUCCAAGACCUGGAUUGAAGUUUCUGGCUCCGCUCCUCGUGACGUUGCCAAGCAGCUCAAGGACCAGGGCUUGGUCAUGGCCGGUCACCGUGAGCAGAGCAUGUACCGCGAGCUUAAGCGUGUUAUCCCUACUGCUGCUGCUUUUGGUGGUGCCUGCAUUGGUGGUCUGUCUGUUGCCUCCGAUCUCCUCGGUGCUUUGGGCAGCGGUACUGGUAUUUUGCUUGCCGUCACUAUCAUCUAUGGCUACUUUGAAAUUGCUGCCCGAGAAAGUGACUUUGGCGCCGGCCUCCGAGGUCUCGUCCCAGGCAACUAA